Messenger RNA from Paramecium primaurelia, 1372 nucleotides. Lineage: Eukaryota; Ciliophora; Oligohymenophorea; Peniculida; Parameciidae. The record is from the annotation of a GenBank genome assembly.
AUGCAAAGUAAUUUCAUUAUUAAGAUGGAUAGAUUAUAAAUUAAUAGCUAAAUUGGGAGAUGGUACAUUUUCAGAAGUUGUAAAGGCUUAAUCUAUAGCAUCAAAUGAGUUAGUUGCUAUUAAAUGUAUGAAAAAAGUUUUGUAAACAAUUGAUGAAGUAUAUAAUUAUUACUAAUUUAGGUUAAUGAAUUUAGGGAAAUUCCAAUAUUAAGAAAGUUACAAAAUCAUGACCAUAUAAUAAAUUUAUUUGAUGUUUUAUAGUAAUUAUUAAUCAUUUAAAUAGUGAUGAAAAUACAUGGAGAUUAUCUUUAGUAUUUGAAUUAAUGGAACAAAAUCUUUAUGAACUUAUUAAGGGUAUUAAUCAUAUUUAGUUAAUUAAAUAGAUCGAAAAAUACUAUUAGAAUAAGAUAAAAUUAAAAGUUAUAUGUAUCAAUUAUUAAAAGCAAUAGAUUUCAUACAUAAAAAUAAUUUAUUUCAUCGUUGCAUUAUGCCGUAAUAACUAUUUUUAAUAUUUAGUGAAAAUAUUUUACUUUAAGGUGAUCAUCUAAAAUUAGCUGGCAUGGGAUCUUGUAAAAGCAUUUAUUUUUAACAACCAUAAACAGAAUACAUAGCUGCAAGAUGGUAUAGAGCACCUGAAGUUCUAUUGACAGAUGGUUAUUAUGAUAGUAAAAUGGAUAUUUGGGGAGCAGGUUGUGUACUAUUUGAAAUUACUGCAUUAUAUCCUUUGUUUUCUGGAAACCAUGAAUUUGAUUAAAUUAAUAAGAUUCAUAAUAUUUUAGGAACACCAAAUCCUAAAGUACUAGAUCGUUUUAGAAAGCAUGCAUCACAUAUGGAAAUUAAUUUCCCUCCUAAAGUUGGAACAGGUUUUGAACAUCUUAUUCCAUAUGCUCCCAAAGAUUUAGUUGAUCUAAUUAAACAAAUGUUAAUUUAUGAUCCAGAAGAGAGAAUUGAUGCAACAUAAGCACUUAGACAUCCAUAUUUUAAAGAAUUAAGAGAUUAAGAAUAAUAUAAAUUAUUGGGAAUAAGUCUAUAAUCAAUCAAAUUGCAAGAGAAACUGUAAAUAUGAAAUAUAAUUCAAAAGAGAUGAAGAAGAAUAAAAUAACUGUCGCACAUUACGUAAAUAGAUUCUAUUCAAAAAAAACAACUAAAAUUUGCAAAACUCUAUUAAAACUAAAAAAUAAUAACUCUAAGAUACAGUUAAAUUACCUCCACUUACAAAAUAAUAAGCUUAUGGGCCUAUUUAUUUUCAAAGUAUUAUUUAUUGAAUUAAUUAGAUAAAGAAACAAAAAAACAAUCUGCAUAACAUGAAUAUAUUUUAUAAGGUAAAAAAGCAAACUUAGGUAAUUAAAAAAAAAAUAUCAGACAAAAAUGA